Molecule: messenger RNA, 4141 nt
Organism: Scylla paramamosain (green mud crab)
Lineage: Eukaryota; Metazoa; Arthropoda; Malacostraca; Decapoda; Portunidae
Exons: 4
Coding region: 776-3772 (998 amino acids)
Cellular component (GO): cytoplasm; extrinsic component of membrane
Molecular function (GO): guanyl-nucleotide exchange factor activity
Source: RefSeq, a predicted model, not a curated record
GACAGUAAGGGUGGCACAGACAGUAGGAAGGAAGAGAGUGUGACAUUGUGACAUAAAGUGAGAAUGAGAAGGAGUGUGAUAAAGAGGCAGUAAAGAAUUAGUGCAACAGAGAAUAAAGGAGUGAGUGCAAUAUAAUGUACGAGUAUCAUGGUGCCAGAAAUAGAAAUAGCAUAAGGAGGCAGUGAGGAUGGCACAGAAUGGAGGGAGUGAGGGAGUGGGUGGGGUUUGAGGUAACUGUGAGGAUAGGUAAGAAAUAAGAAAGUAAGAAUGACACAUAAUAGCACAGGGCGGGAGAAUUGAGGGAUAGUCUAAGAGCAGACCUGUGAGAAGGACCAUACUAUCAAGGACGAAUGGCAUGCAAGUGCUUCCGUUUUUCCUAUCAAGAAACGACAAAGGGCGGCUUGUCCUUGCAACGCUGCCACACCCCCCAGCACGUAGCGAGAGUCCGUGGUGGCACAGAUGAACGGCACAAUAAGUGGCUUUCAUUCUCUCUUGCAGUGGUCUCGGCGUAGCUGGGCGAGAGAUGAAGCACUGCUGGGCGGAUCGUCUUGCAGGAGGUGGGGACAUGGAGGCCACCUAAUGCCUGCCUGGUCACCACCCACAGUGAGGUGAUGGAACAUGCGCGUGUUGUGUCAUCGGUGAACACACGUCUGCCUGCCCCGUGAUAAGUCAGUCGAAUGUUGCAGCAUAGCGUGAAGACCACAAAGCAAUACACUCAAAAAUAACUCUUUCUCCUUCGUUUGACGAAUAUUAUUUUUACAACGCCGAAGCAGUCAUGACCUCCGUACCGUGUGUGUUGUUGGGCGUGGCGGAGGUGAAGGUACCAGUGAAGCGCCUCCCGCAGGAGACGCUUGUACAAGUGGCCGAGGUGGCGGGCUGGGCAGUGGUGCAUGAGGGCCACGAGACCACUCAGAAGACUGAGUUGUCCGAGGACCGCGAGAACUUCAUCGGUGAGGUGGAUGAUUACUAUGCACUGAGAGAAGUGGAAGUGAAGGUGGAUGAUGAGGAGAAAGAGUGUCGCAUCGUACAUGGAGACAAGAUCAUCCUGCAGCACCGCACAAGGGACGUAGUCAUAGUGGCGCCUUCUAAAGAAUAUCUAAGAGUGGUGUACAUCAGUAAAAGCGACAGCUUUGGACGAGUAGCUGUGGUGCUGCAAAUGAAGUCCAAGGAAACUAUGGAACAACUGUUUGCCCUCUUCCCUGUUGCUGCGCACCCACCACCAAUCCCACACCCCAGCAGCAAUGGGCUUCAGUCGUCGAACACCAAAGACCACAAGUCGUCAUUGGGUCGAAGUAUGGGCAGAUUUACAACUAUGUUGAUGGCCUCAUUAUCCGCCGGCGCUGCCAUCGCCAGCGCUUCCCCUCCCAAAAAGUCACCUUCAUCCCCUCCCCAGCCGACCAAGAGCUUCGAGUUACAGGACUCGGUAAACAGUGAUUCAGAUUCAAGUUCAGAUGAAGAUGAUGUUAAUGACGACACAGACAGCAAAUCAACAGGCGGGUACUACGAAGACAUGGGCCUCGAUGCCACUGUCCAGGAACGACUGUACGAUGCGGAAACUUCCGACUCGGUCUCUAGACUCAGUGAUACUUCCCUCGAGACCAACGCCUUGAUAAUAGAGGCUGAGCUGAAAUUCUUCCUGGAGACUGACAGUGAUUUCCUAAAGUCUUUGCAAAGUCUAAGUGAAGAUCGUGAACGGUUGACGAGCAUUGACACUCCUUCGCUUCUCCGAGGGAAAGUGAUUCUUCUCUUUUCCCAGAUUAAGGCCCUCACGGAGAUGCACACGAAACUUCACGAAGAGUUCGAGGAAAGUGAUGGCAACCUGAGAAAGCUGAGUGAGGCCAUUAUAUCUCGACAGAAUGAGUACGAAAAGUAUGUGUACUUCAUGGAAAAUAUUCCUGUCGUCGACAACAUCCUGGAGACGCACAAAGAUUACAUAAAACAGCAUAUGCCACAAUUGCCGGAGAAGUUACGAAAACCUCGAAUGCGCCUUCAUUAUUAUGUUCUCACUUUCGAGACUCUGUGCAAGAAGUCCAGCUGUCCUGAGGAAAAGCAAGCAUUGCAAAGAGCAAUUGAUGUUCUCAAAGUUCCCCUCAAGAAAGCUGACUCAAAGCUUUUCCUAGGCGCUGUUGUGGGAUCCCCUGUAGACCUGAGCAAUUUUGGAGAUUUACUCCGCCACAGCGAUUUGGCACUGAGGAAAGGUGGAGAUCUGCCGCGGCGGGUGUAUCACGUCCUCAUGCUGAAGACGCUCAUCCUUCUCACAGUCCGUAAUGGCAGAAACUACAACUAUGUGACUAGUUUCAGAAUGGAUCAAGUUGGUCUAGGAACGCAGGAACGUGGGACAAUUUUUGAUCUAAAAGUAAGGGGCCCUAGAGGACACAAGAUGAUUUAUGUUUUCAAAGCCAAGAACAUCAACUUACAGCAACAAUGGAUAAAUGAUCUGAAGGCCAUCGUGAAAGAUAUAUCUCAGCAUAGCACUCCUCGAAACAGUUACAUUGAAGGAGACAACGAUAUCCGAUUCAGUGGCAAGCGGAACAGAAUAAGUCGUGAGCCGUCCACCGAGAAGACAGUUUCCAGUACCACGUCACUACCUAAUGUUUCAAGUGGUUGGGACGAAAAUGAUCGUUCCUCGUUGCAUGAAAAUUCCACCCCCAGAAGUGGUAGGCGAGGAGCUAUCAGAAAAAGUUCGAGUAUGAAUACAAAAAGUCAAAUGGUAAGACAACAUAGUGGCUUAUCUUCUGAUAAUGAGGGCAACUGGAGCAGGCGAAGAAUGGUAGAUCAACCAAUGCCUUUGAAUGUUUGGACCAACUUUCCGCAGUUGAAAGAUUUCUACUACCAGCGGGUUCAGUUUUCUCAGACCUCUGUAUCUACUCCUGCCUACAUGGAGAAGGAAUACAUUGAGACACUCCGGAACAUCCUUGGAACUGUACUGGAUGAAGAGCUUCCAAAGCCUCCACCAUCCAUUGUCACUCUGUUGAGACACAUUAUGGACUUCCACUGCAACGUCUUCCUUCCGAUGAUGGAAAAAGCAUCGUCGAGGGUAGAAGUUGCACAAUGUUUUGUUGACUGCGCAGAAAUAUUUAGGGGAUGCUAUUCAGAUUACUUCGCAGAGCUGACUCGGCAUUAUGAUGAACUGAAAUACGAAAAUUCUCUUGAUAUGUUCACAUAUUCCUUAGACCAUUUCAUGAACUAUGUCAAGAUGCUUUCCACUUACCAGCAUCACGAAAAAGAUGUCAUACCUCCAGUUCAAGGAGCCUUGUCCAUGUUAAGAGAAUGUGUCUCAGACACCAACGUUCUUCUCCUGACUGGGAAUGUCAAAGGAGCGCCAUUUGACCUAGGAGAGCACGCCCCUGUGCUGUAUGAAGGUCCAGCCAAGGUGCGCUGGACAGGAAUCAUGAUGAGACAAGAUUACCACUUGGUUUUAUUGGAAUCCAUGUUGCUACUGUUGGAGCCUUAUUGCUCCCACUACCGCUACGUGGACGCCCUCCGCAUGGACACUGUAGGACUCGGGCCGACGCUGGAUAAACUCUCUUUCCAGUUAGAGGUGCGCACAGCAGCUACCAAGACUCUGCUAUACUCCUUCAGGACCCCAAACGCAGGAGUUAAAGAACAAUGGCUAAAAGCAAUAACAGACCUGCUGAAACUACAAGUGGAAAGACUAAAAGAGAAGCAAAAAAGACGUCUUGGUAUAAAUAAAGUUAAUGAAGAGGACAUGAUGACUGUGGGUGACCUUGAUCGUGUGCACGAGAACCAUGUCUUGGAAACAGAAAUAUAAAACGACAAUGAUUGUGUCCCCCGCUCAGGAUGGAGGCACAUACUACAAACUUGCGUUGUGAUGACUCGUAACAUGAAGCAGCGAACAAAACUUCAUCGCUCCUGUCAGAACAAUAAAAUAACUACUCCCCGAUUCUUGUUACUGUGAUUGGUGUGGAUGUGAGCCAUGAUGUGAUCGGUGUGGGGCGGGUGAACCGUACGCAUGCUGUGUCCGUGUUGGAUGCAAACAUUGAGGUGAUGUCCUGCCAGUGAGCCAGCACACUGUUCAGUCGUUUGUUGACGAAUUUGAUAAGCGAAACAUAGUGUAACUAAGAAAUUGUAAGUUUGUAAAACUUAAAUACAUAUAGGAAAUAAAAGACAACUCUCUCUC